Branchiostoma floridae (Florida lancelet) is the source of this 2109-nucleotide messenger RNA. RefSeq lists its product as uncharacterized. NCBI's taxonomy places the organism in Eukaryota, Metazoa, Chordata, Leptocardii, Amphioxiformes, Branchiostomatidae. The coding region runs from base 58 to 2109 and encodes 683 amino acids. The record is from RefSeq and is a predicted model, not a curated record. The transcript has a single exon.
CAAGUCAUAACUUCUGUUUCUGGUGUAAGGAAGUACUAUCCUUUCAAGGUAUACUGUAUGAAGAGUGUGAUAGAAACACUUGAGUCAUUUGUAAAAAGGAAAGGAUUUGAGGAGAAAUGUGAGCUAUGGAGGGAUAGAGACAUGUCAGAUCAGGAAUUACUAGGAGAUGUGUUUGAUGGACAGGUUUGGCGUGAUUUCCAAGAAUGGAAUGGGAAAGACUUUCUGUCAGCGCCGAGGAAUUACGGCUUGAUGCUAAAUCUAGACUGGUUCCAACCAUUCAAGCGCAGGAACGACUAUUCUGUUGGGGCGAUAUAUAUGACGGUUAUGAAUCUGCCACGGAAAGAAAGGUUUAAAGUUGAAAACGUCAUAUUGGUUGGGAUAAUGCCAGCGCUAAAAAGCGAACCAAAAUGUCUGACACAUUUCCUUCAACCUAUUGUAACAGAACUACAGUUUCUGUGGCAGGGAGUUCAUUUCACGUCGUAUAUGUCCCCCAAGUUUCCUCUGAAGUUUCGAGCUGCUCUCCUUUGCUGCGCUGCUGAUAUUCCGGCUGCUAGAAAACUGUGCGGUUUUCUAGGGCACGCAGCAAAAAUUGGUUGUUCUAAAUGUAAGAAGAAAUUUGAGAAGGUUGGUAAGAAAACAAACUAUUCUGGAUUCGACAAAGCCAGUUGGCAUUUGCGAAGCGACGCGCAGCACAGGAGAGAAGGAUUACAAGUACAGAGCUGCUGUAAUGUGACUAGGAGGAAAGAGCUUGAAAAGUCUUUCGGUACACGCUACACACCAUUAAUGGAUCUUGAGUACUACCAAAGUGUUCGAUUCUGUAUCUUGGAUCCUAUGCACAACCUUUUUCUUGGAACGGCUAAGAGAAUGUUCAAGCUUUGGAUAGACCGUGAAAUUCUGACUAAAACUAAGCUCAACAAAUUAGAGAAACGCAUAGGAACAAUAAAUCUUCCAAGCGGAAUUGGGCGUCUUCCAACCAGAAUUACCUCAAAUUAUGGGUCUUUCACUGCUGACGAGUGGAAGAAUUGGACACUGUAUUAUAGUAUGUAUUGUUUGCACGACUUGUUGCCACAAGAACAUUACCAAUGUUGGCAAAUGUUUGUCUUGACUUGUCAGCGUCUGUGCAAACCCGCGGUUAGUCGCGCCGACAUAGACUGGGCAGAUUCGGCUUUUGUAAUGUUUGGGAAAAAGGUGGAAAGGCUGUUUGGCGAACUGUCCAUCACACCCAAUAUGCAUCUACAUUGCCAUUUGAAAGACUGUAUUCUUGAUUAUGGCCCUAUGCAUGGUUUUUGGCUGUUCAGCUUUGAGAGGUACAAUGGCCUGUUGGGUUCAGAGACCACAAACAACAGGGAAGUUGAACUCCAAAUAAUGAGGAAAUUCCUCAUUAGUGAUUUUGCACAUAAUCUCCCUUUACCUAGCUACCUAAGUGACGUCUUUGGUCCAAUAUUUGAAAGAUUUAGUCCAAAAGACAAAGUAGCUGAUGUGCCAAGUGAAAAAGAAAGAAUGUUGUUGAAAAUGUGUGCCUCCCGCUAUAUCUCAAACUUUGAUUGGUCAGCUGACGAACAGACAAUCAAACUCCCGCCCGUGUUUACUAGAAAUGCACUGUCGCCAGAUGACAAAGAGUUCCUGCAUAAUACGUAUAAUGAAAUGUACCCUAACAAGGAAAUAAAUGCUUCAAACCUGGCAACAGUUGUUAGAAAGUACGGAACUUGUCAAGUUGGGCAGGAACUGUUUGGCUCUAGGAUAGCAGCUAGGUCAAGUAGAGCAGCGUAUGUCAUGGCUGCGUGGUUGGGUGAAAACGGAAACAUUGAUUCAAGCUCUGAACACAGGCCUGGUGUAAUUCAGAACUUUUAUGCACACUCUGUGGAAAUCGGUGGGGAGGUGAAAUGCCAUGUGUUUGCAGUAGUUCGCUGGUAUAGGACAUCUCCCUGUAAGUCUGACAUUGGAAACGGGAAGCCGUUUACUGUAUGGGAGAAGUCAACCGAAGUUGGCGGCCCGGCUUCGUUCAUACCCGUGCAGAGACUGUAUCGAAAAUCUGCAUGGGCAGAGACUGUAAUGGACGGGAAAAAAGUUGUCGUUGUCUGCCCAAUUGCUAGAAAAACUUUGCUAUAG